Molecule: messenger RNA, 1714 nt
Organism: Galeopterus variegatus (Sunda flying lemur)
Lineage: Eukaryota; Metazoa; Chordata; Mammalia; Dermoptera; Cynocephalidae
Gene: NDFIP1
Product: Nedd4 family interacting protein 1
Exons: 8
Coding region: 72-659 (195 amino acids)
Biological process (GO): ubiquitin-dependent protein catabolic process; metal ion transport; vacuolar transport
Cellular component (GO): perinuclear region of cytoplasm; endoplasmic reticulum; Golgi apparatus
Molecular function (GO): WW domain binding
Source: RefSeq, a predicted model, not a curated record
UGGCGUGGGCGGCGCGGGCGGCGGUCGAACCGACCUGCGGCAGCCGGUACCAGCAGUUGCAGAAUGAGGAAAUGGUUGGAGUACCUGAACAGGCUGCAGGUGAUGCUCCUCCACCUUACAGCAGCAUCUCCGUAGAGAGUGCAGCAUAUUUUGACUACAAAGAUGAGUCUGGGUUUCCCAAGCCCCCAUCUUACAAUGUAGCUACAACACUGCCCAGUUAUGAUGAAGCCGAGAGAACCAAGGUUGAAGCUGCUAUCCCUCUGGUUCCUGGAAGAGAUGAAGAUUUUGUGGGUCGGGAUGAUUUUGAUGAUGCUGACCAGCUGAGGAUAGGAAACGAUGGGAUUUUCAUGUUAACUUUUUUCAUGGCAUUCCUCUUUAACUGGAUUGGGUUUUUCCUGUCUUUCUGCCUGACCACCUCAGCUGCAGGAAGGUAUGGGGCCAUUUCAGGAUUUGGUCUCUCUCUAAUUAAGUGGAUCCUGAUUGUCAGGUUUUCUACCUAUUUCCCUGGAUACUUUGAUGGUCAGUACUGGCUCUGGUGGGUGUUCCUGGUUUUAGGUUUUCUCCUGUUUCUCAGAGGAUUUAUCAAUUAUGCAAAAGUUCGGAAGAUGCCAGAAACUUUUUCAAAUCUCCCCAGGACCAGAGUUCUCUUUAUUUAUUAAAGAUGUUUUCUGGCAAAGGCCUUCCUGCAUUUAUGAAUUCUCUCUCAAGAAGCAAGAGAACACCUGCAGGAAGUGAAUCAAGAUGCAGAACACAGAGGAAUAAUCACCUGCUUUAAAAAAAUAAAGUACUGUUGAAAAAGAUCAUUUCGCUCUAUUUGUUCUUAGGUGUAAAAUUUUAAUAGUUAAUGCAGAAUUCUGUAAUCAUUGAAUCGUUAGUGGUUAAUGUUUGAAAAAGCUCUUGCAAUCAAGUCUGUGAUGUAUUAAUGCCUUAUAUAUUGUUUGUAGUCAUUUUAAAUAGCAUGAGCCAUGUCCCUGUAGUCAGUAGGGGGCAAUCUUGCUUUAUUCAUCUUCCCAUCUCAAAAUGAAUUUGGAAUUAAAUAUUUUAGUGUAAGAUAUGUAUAAUGCUGGUCAUUUUAAAGGGGUUUUCUCAAAAGUUAAAACAUUUGUUAUGACUGCAUUUCUGCACAUAAUCCAUAUUUGCUGUUAAAAUUAAUAUAGAAAGUUACUCAACUGUAUUGUGUGUACACUUGGAAGCAAAUCAUAGAGCAAACUACAUUUAAGGUGUGGUCAAAAAAUAUGUUCUUAAUUGGUAAACAAUCAGCAUUAAUUUUUUAUAGUCCAUAUUCAAAAUUUUGUAGUACCUUAUUCUGUAGUGAGUAUCUAAAGGAUUCGGAAGGUGUUGUCCCUGUAUAAAAAGGAAAGGAAAAGGACAAAUGCAACUUGGUUACUAAAGUGUAAGUAACUCUUGAUACUCUGUGAUUAGAAUCCCCAUCCCUUUUUCUCUUUUUCUUUUGUCUCCUAAUGAUUAGGACAAAGGCUGGGAUUAAGCAGGAUUAGGUACUAGGAGCAAAGAAAGAAUUAACUUGGAACUUUUGAGAUGAUCCCUAACAUACUGUACUACUUGCUUUUACAAUGUGUUAGCAGAAACCAAUGUGUUAUAAAUGUAGAAUGAUGUGCUUUCUGCCCAAGUGGUAAUUCACCUUGGUUUGCUAUGUUAAAACUGUAAAUACAACAAAACAUUAAUAAAUGUCUCUUGUGUAGCACCUUUUACUGUA